This is a messenger RNA of Salvelinus namaycush (lake trout), 3349 nucleotides long. Its product is annotated as baculoviral IAP repeat-containing protein 3-like. NCBI's taxonomy places the organism in Eukaryota, Metazoa, Chordata, Actinopteri, Salmoniformes, Salmonidae. Gene Ontology annotation, cellular component: spindle microtubule; cytoplasm; nucleus. The record is from RefSeq and is a predicted model, not a curated record. Gene Ontology annotation, biological process: regulation of cell cycle; negative regulation of apoptotic process; negative regulation of necroptotic process. The coding region runs from base 2585 to 3334 and encodes 249 amino acids. The transcript has 6 exons. Gene Ontology annotation, molecular function: cysteine-type endopeptidase inhibitor activity involved in apoptotic process; ubiquitin protein ligase activity.
CCCAGUUUCGUAUCCUGAACGUUUUGUCACAUAAUUGGAGUAAUGAAAACGCCCCUGUAUCGCCAACAGCAGACAUACAGUAGGGGAUUUUGACAGACCAGACUCGGCAGAGCAGACGUCUCUAAGGGUGUCAUCAGCGUCCGUGAAGAAGGAGAACCUGUUAUCUCCCUCAGACGUCUUUAUUUCCUUAUAGCUGGUUAAUCUCUUCUGUGAUGGAGACCUAAAGUCCACCAGGAGGGAUGUUCCAAUCGGGGGGAGAGGGCUGACCCCCAUACUCAGGGGGGUGGGUGUAUGUGUGUGUGUGUGUGUGCGUUUUUGUUCAGAUUCAUCCUGUUUUACAUUAACACCAAACCCCAUAUCUCAGCCCCAUUACACACAGCCAUGCGUUCAGAGUGGUGUCGGUUGGAGACGGAGAGACAGAGAGACCAGGGUAGAGAGACGGUGAGACCAGGGUAGAGAGACGGUGAGACCAGGGUAGAGAGACGGUGAGACCAGGGGACAGAGACGGUGAGACCAGGGGACAGAGACGGUGAGACCAGGGUACAGGGAAGAAACGGAGAGACCAGGGUACAGGGAAGAGACGGUGAGACCAGGGGACAGAGACGGUGAGACCAGGGUACAGGGAAGAAACGGAGAGACCAGGGUACAGGGAAGAGACGGUGAGACCAGGGGACAGAGACGGUGAGACCAGGGUACAGGGAAGAAACGGAGAGACCAGGGUACAGGGAAGAGACGGUGAGACCAGGGGACAGAGACGGUGAGACCAGGGUACAGGGAAGAAACGGAGAGACCAGGGUACAGGGAAGAGACGGUGAGACCAGGGGACAGAGACGGUGAGACCAGGGUACAGGGAAGAAACGGAGAGACCAGGGUACAGGGAAGAGACGGUGAGACCAGGGGACAGAGACGGUGAGACCAGGGUACAGGGAAGAAACGGAGAGACCAGGGUACAGGGAAGAGACGGUGAGACCAGGGGACAGAGACGGUGAGACCAGGGUACAGGGAAGAAACGGAGAGACCAGGGUACAGGGAAGAGACGGUGAGACCAGGGGACAGAGACGGUGAGACCAGGGUACAGGGAAGAAACGGAGAGACCAGGGUACAGGGAAGAGACGGUGAGACCAGGGGACAGAGACGGUGAGACCAGGGGACAGAGGUGUGUAAGGGAGACCAGGCGACGGGAGAGACAGAGAGACCAGGGUACAGGAAAGAGGUGAAUCGUUGUGGAGUCAUCAGAAGGGGACAGAGUGGUGUUUCCUACUCUGGUGGUAUCAGACAGUGAAUCGUUGUGGAGUCAUCAGAAGGGGACAGAGUGGUGUUUCCUACUCUGGUGGUAUCAGACAGUGAAUCGUUGUGGAGUCAUCAGAAGGGGACAGAGUGGUGUUUCCUACUCUGGUGGUAUCAGACAGUGAAUCGUUGUGGAGUCAUCAGAAGGGGACAGAGUGGUGUUUCCUACUCUGGUGGUAUCAGACAGUGAAUCGUUGUGGAGUCAUCAGAAGGGGACAGAGUGGUGUUUCCUACUCUGGUGGUAUCAGACAGACGGCCCUUUGUAGCUCCGUUAGAUGAGCAUGGUGCUUGCUACGAUAGUGGGUUCGAUUCCCGGGUCCACCCUUAUAUAAAAUGUAUGCAUGCGUAACUGUAAGUCUCUUCGGAUAAAAGCGUUUGCUAAAUGGCAUUUGUUCUUCUAUCACAGACAAACAGUAGCACCAUCUAAUCAUGUGUCUCUGUAGCUUUCUAUUCUCAGUAGAAAAGCCUUUCAUUUACAGGCUGAUGGGACACGUUAGGCAAAUCACUUCUUUCAGCUCACUUGUUCCAGCUUGUGUGAGUGUGUGUGAGUGUGUGUGUGUUUAUUCCCCCUGCCCUGGGUUACUCAUCCCUCUCUCCCUGAGGAGAAUGGUCCUUCCUUUUCUCUAAUUCUACAAACUCUAAAACUCUAGAACUAUAUUAAGAAUCUAGAACUUCAUCUAAAAACUCGAUCUAGAGGCCAUAUCUAGACUCUAUAAUCUGUAUAUCUAGACUCUAGAUAUAUCUAGACUCUAUAACCCAUAGACUCUAUAACCUGUAUAUCUAGACUAUACAACCUGUAUAUCUAGACUCUAACCCGUAUAGACUCUAUAACCUGUAUAUCUAUACUCUGUAACCCGUAUAGACUCUAAUCCGUAUAGACUAUAACCUGUAUAUCUAGACUCUCUAAUCCGUAUAUCUAGACUCUUUAACCCGUAUAUCUAGACUCUCUAACCCGUAUAUAUAGACUCUCUAAUCCGUAUAUCUAGACUCUCUAACCCGUAUAUCUAGACUCUCUAAUCCGUAUAUCUAGACUCUCUAAUCCGUAUAUCUAGACUCUAACCCGUAUAUAUAGACUCUCUAACCCGUGUAUAUAUAGACUCUCUAACCCGUAUAUAUAUAGACUCUCUAACCCGUGUAUAUAUAGACUCUCUAACCCGUAUAUAUAGACUCUCUAACCCGUAUAUAUAGACUCUCUAACCCGUAUAUUAUAGACUCUCUAACCCGUAUAUAUAGACUCUAUAACCCGUAUAUCUAGACUCUAUAACCUGUAUAUCUAGCCUGUCUAACCGGUCUGUAAAUGGACACCCUGGUUCAGCUCCAGAACAGCCCGUUCCUCAUGGGUCUCUGUCGGAACGGAGCUCCAGCAGACCUGCAAUACGACAACUCCUCAGAACUGUUCCGUAUCUCCACCUUCGCCCGGUUUCCGUCAUUGGGGGUAACGGAGCGCAGCCUGGCGAGGGCAGGGUGGUUCUAUACUGGCGUUGGAGACAGGGUGCAGUGUUUCAGGUGUAAUGUGACGGCGGAGGGCUGGCAGACAGGGGACUGUCCAACAGAGAGACACAGACAGCUGUCCCCUUCCUGCUCGUUCAUCCAGACUCUCCCCUCCACAGCCAACCUCCUCUCCUCCUCACACUCUGCCUUCUCUCCUCUACGCAGCGCCCCUGUCAUACCGGUGUCAGGCCCUGGCCCAGCCCCCCUCCCUGUCUCCGCCCCUAAUCCUGCCCCCAACCCGGUGCCGGGGGAGGAGCCUGUUGGAUAUUUGAAUAUGGGGUUCUCUGCCCCGCCCCCCUCCAGCCCGCUGAGCUCCAGAGGAGUAGAGGACAUGUCCCACCAGAGACCCCCAACCUGUCACAACCCCAGUAUGAGGAGAGAGCAGGACCGUCUGGACUCCUUCCACUCCUGGACCCUGUCCAUCAUCACCCCCUCUGAGCUGGCUAAGGCUGGCUUCUAUUACCUGGGACAGGGAGACCGCGUGGCCUGCUUCACCUGUGGAGGACAGGUACUAUACUACUACUAUACUAUACUACUACUCUAUAGUACACACUAGCCUUUGAGCAAGCUA